UCAGCCAUGGGACGAAGCAGCCCAAAAUCACCCGGCUUUUGCUUCAACCGGGUCGUGGCACGAGUUCGGUUCCGUUCCUGGUCCAUCGAAUCAAGGCCCCUUAAAGACGAUCCAACCGUCCAAUUCAGUCAUAAGCAUUCCAUCAGCGGAGCGGAAGUGGGCCACGGAAGAAGGAUAAUGAUCAUAGUCGAUCCGAGCCUUGAUGCUAAAGCAGCACUCCAGUGGGCACUCUCCCACACCAUUCAAAACCAAGACAUUGUAGUUCUUCUCUUUGUGACCAAACCUUCCAACCAAGGUGAAGAAACCCUAAGAGAGAUGAAUCCAAGGGGCUCUGAACUUCUUUACACCAUGAAGAACAUGUGUCACAUUUGGAAACCUGAGGUGCAGGUGGAGGUUGCAUUGGUGGAAGGCAGGGAGAAAGGUCCCACCAUAGUGGAAGAGGCAAGGAGACAAGGGGUCUCUCUUCUUGUACUGGGUCAGAGAAAGCGAUCUAUGACGUGGCGGCUGCUGAUGCGGUGGGCCAGGGGCAAGAUGAACGGUGGGAUCGUCGACUACUGUAUCAACAACGCGGAUUGCAUGGUACUAGCGGUGAGGAGGAAUAGGAAGCUUGGGGGGUACUUGAUCACCACUAGGCGCCAUAAAGAUUUCUGGCUUUUGGCAUGAACAAAUGCCGUGGGACCCAUUCGAAGGUGGGGCCCAUGUAAGGUGUGGUUUUUGGGGAUUGGAAGAUGUUACUGAGCUGUAGUAGUGUUGGGGAAUGAUCGGAUCAUACAUCCAAACGUACGUAAUUAUCAUGUGUUCGAGCUGUGUUGGGCCCACCCGUGAUGUGUAUACGUAAUCCAAACCGUCCAUUCGGUAACCCUCUCAUUUUCAAGCUACACACAAGGAAUCAUCCAGAUCUAAAACAUAUAUCUUCACUUGUUGUGGCCUGCCUAAUUUUUGUAAUUGCUUGAAUGCCGUGAAGGAAGUUCUUUUGCAGUAGUGAUACGAACCAGAUGAAGGGAUUGGAUGGCAUAAAUAAAACACU
Magnolia sinica is the source of this 1027-nucleotide messenger RNA. RefSeq lists its product as uncharacterized. The coding region runs from base 7 to 663 and encodes 218 amino acids. Lineage: Eukaryota; Viridiplantae; Streptophyta; Magnoliopsida; Magnoliales; Magnoliaceae. The transcript is spliced from 3 exons. The record is from RefSeq and is a predicted model, not a curated record.